UUAGGUAUCAGACAACUGCAGUGUAUCCUGCUCAAAAUUUCGCUGCUAGUCGGCAUCGAAGUGCACGAGAACGUGGCUUUCGUGGACUUGAUAGAGCCGCCGGCCGACCAGACCAACGAGCGAAUCGGUUGGAGAGCAUCUGUGAUCCCGAGUGACGACCCUGUGUCGCAAUAUGAAUUCGAUGUGCUUGUCGGCGCUGACGGCAAACGCAACACGUUACAAGGUCAGUUGAAUAAACAUUUUUGUUUCCGUUCUUCUUUCAUUCCUGGCGCGGAAAAAAAGAAUGCCAUGAAGAAUCACCAGCCUCGGAAGCCGUGA
This is a messenger RNA of Notodromas monacha, 318 nucleotides long. The record is from the annotation of a GenBank genome assembly. NCBI's taxonomy places the organism in Eukaryota, Metazoa, Arthropoda, Ostracoda, Podocopida, Cyprididae.